Suricata suricatta (meerkat) is the source of this 1411-nucleotide messenger RNA. It is a transcript of the gene PNPLA5, whose product is annotated as patatin like phospholipase domain containing 5. Gene Ontology annotation, biological process: triglyceride catabolic process; lipid homeostasis. The record is from RefSeq and is a predicted model, not a curated record. Lineage: Eukaryota; Metazoa; Chordata; Mammalia; Carnivora; Herpestidae. The transcript has 10 exons. Gene Ontology annotation, cellular component: membrane; cytoplasm; lipid droplet. Gene Ontology annotation, molecular function: triacylglycerol lipase activity. The coding region runs from base 1 to 1257 and encodes 418 amino acids.
AUGCACUGCUACCAGGAGGAGGGUAGCUGGAACCUGUCCUUCGCGGGCGCAGGCUUUCUGGGGCUCUACCACGUGGGUGUGACCUGCUGCCUCAGGGAGCGCGCCCCGCACCUCCUCCAGGGCGCUCGCCGCAUCUAUGGCUCCUCGUCUGGGGCUCUUAACGCCAUGAGCAUCAUCACCGGCAAGACCGUCGAUUUCUGCUGCUCCCACCUCCUGGGCAUGGUCAGGCACGUGGAGAACCUGAGCCUGGGCAUCUUCCACCCUGCCUUCGCGCCCAUCGAGCACAUCAGGCAGCAGCUGCAGGACAAACUGCCCACUGACGUUCAUAUCCUGGCCUCCCAGCGGCUGGGCAUCUCGCUGACCCGCUGGCCCGAUGGCCACAACAUCAUAGUCACCGACUUCGCAACCCGCAGUGAAGUCAUCCAGGCUCUGGUCUGUACCUUAUACUUUCCUUUCUACUGUGGGACGAUUCCUCCCGAAUUCAGAGGGGAGCGCUACAUUGACGGGGCUCUGAGCAACAACCUGCCCUUCGCGGACUGUCCCUCCACCAUCACCGUGUCCCCUUUCCACGGGACAGUGGACAUCUGCCCCCAGAGCACCUCGGCCAGCAUCCACGAGUUGAACGCCUUCAAUGCCAAUUUCCAGAUAUCCACCCAGAACUUCUUCCUGGGGUUUGCCUCCCUCAUACCCCCCAGCCCGGAGAUGGUCGCUGACAGUUGCAGACAAGGCUACCUGGACGCCCUCCGGUUCCUGGAGAGACGCGGACUUACCAAGGAACCAGUGCUUUGCCUGCUGGCGUCUAAGGAGCCCCCAGCCCCCGUGGAUGGGACCCAGGACACUGACCAUGACGGUGGCCAGAAGGGGGGCCUGUCUUUAAACUGGGCAGUGCCCAACAUGCUGGUCAAGGACGUGCCCAACUUCGAGCGGCUCUCACCAGAGCUGGAGGCUGCGCUGAAGAAAGCAUGUAUGAGAGACACCAGCCCCUGGGCCCGCUUCCGCCGCUCGGUGCCCGGGCGGGCCCUGACCUACUUGCUGCUGCCCUGGACACUCCCCUUCGAGUAUGUUUACUUCCGGAGCAGAAGGCUGGUGGAAUGGCUGCCCGAUGCGCCGGCCGACCUGUGGUGGAUGCAGAGUGUGCUGCAGAGCCUGGGCCUCGAGAUCUGCUCCAGGUCGAAGGACCAGCUCCUCAGGCUGGUCAGGCACGAGCUUGCUGCAGGAGGUGGUGUACCUGGUGAGCCAGGGGGCCGACCCGGAUGAGAUCGGCUUGAUGAACAUCGACGAGCAGCUCCCGGUCCUGGAGUACCCGCAGCCGGGCCUGGACAUCAUCAAGGAGCUGACGUCUCCCCGCCUCAUCAAAAGUCACCUCCCGUACCGCUUCCUGCCCUCUGAUCUCCACAACGGCGACUCGAAG